UCCAUGGAAUCCGUCAGCUCCAAUGACUCGCCGUCCCCUUUCUCUUCCCCUCGCCUAACAAUCAACCCCCGCAUUUCCCGUGCUCUAUACCACCCUCUUCUCCUCCUCCAUCGCUCUGGCCAAAUAUUCCACAUCCUCGGCUCUACCUCCAAUGUCUACACAGUCACUCUCUCCCAAACCCCAACUUGUUCCUGCCCUGACCCCACCAUCCCAUGCAAGCACAUACUCUUUAUCAUCCUCCGCGUCCUACGCCUCCCCGUCUUUUACCCAUCACUCCUCCGCCGCUCCCUCCCACCCUCUCUUCUUUCUCGCCUUCUUUCCUCACCCACGAACCGUGAUUCCCUCGCCAACCCCCGCGUUCUCCACCGCUUCCGCCAACUAUUCUUCUUAACAACCGCUACCACAUCAAGAGAAGGGGAGGAGAACAGAUCACUAGGAUUGUGUCCAAUAUGUUUGGAGGAGAUGGAAGUUGAGAUUGAAGGAAGAGUGCUGAGGUGUGGGGUUUGUGGGAAUGGCUUGCAUAAAGAGUGUUGGGGGAGGUGGAAAAGUAUUAGGGGUAAGAGAGGGGCAAGCUGUGUGAUUUGUAGGGCGAGGUGGACGAGGAGGAGGGUGGUGGAUAGGUAUUUAAAUUUGGCAGAAGUUGCCCGGGAGGAAGAGGUGGUCGCAAUGAAUGGUAGUGAUGGGAGUAGCAUUUGCGGCGAAGUUCCUCCUGGGUGAUUGAUAUAGGCUCCAUUAAAUUUGUUUUUCAAGAUGACCGAU
Molecule: messenger RNA, 759 nt
Organism: Dendrobium catenatum
Lineage: Eukaryota; Viridiplantae; Streptophyta; Magnoliopsida; Asparagales; Orchidaceae
Exons: 1
Coding region: 4-717 (237 amino acids)
Molecular function (GO): ubiquitin protein ligase activity; zinc ion binding
Source: RefSeq, a predicted model, not a curated record